This is a messenger RNA of Caretta caretta (loggerhead turtle), 9148 nucleotides long. Lineage: Eukaryota; Metazoa; Chordata; Testudines; Cheloniidae. The record is from RefSeq and is a predicted model, not a curated record.
CACACUGUAGCCUGGCCAGUCAUGAAACUGGCUUUCAAAGCUUCUCUCAGGCACAGCACGCCCUGCACCUGGAGCUGCAGCUAGCGAGAGAUGUUAAGAGUAACAAGAAGGGUUUCUUCAGGUAUGUUGGCAACAAGAAGAAAGCCAAGGAAAGUGUGGGCCCCUUAAUGAAUGAGGGAGGCAACCUAGUGACAGAGGAUGUGGAAAAAGCUAAUGUACUCAAUGCUUUUUUUGCCUCUGUCUUCACGAACAAGGACAUCUCCCAGACUGCUGUGCUGGGCAUCACAACAUGGGGAAUAGAUGGCCAGCCCUCUGUGGAGAAAGAGGUGGUUAGGGACUAUUUAGAAAAGCUGGACGUGCACAAGUCCAUGGGGCCGGACGAGUUGCAUCCAAGAGUGCUAAAGGAACUGGCGGCUGUGAUUGCAGAGCCAUUGGCCAUUAUCUUUGAAAACUCGUGGUGAACGGGGGAAGUCCCAGAUGACUGGAAAAAGGCUAAUGUAGUGCCAAUCUUUAAAAAAGGGAAGAAGGAGGAUCCUGGGAACUACAGGCCAGUGAGCCUCACUUCAGUCCCUGGAAAAAUCAUGGAGCAGGUCCUCAAAGAAUCAAUCCUGAAGCACUUACAUGAGAGGAAAGUGAUCAGGAACAGUCAGCAUGGAUUCACCAAGGGAAGGUCAUGCCUGACUAAUCUAAUCGCCUUCUAUGAUGAGAUUACUGGUUCUGUGGAUGGAGGGAAAGCAGUGGAUGUAUUGUAGCUUGACUUUAGCAAAGCUUUUGACACGGUCUCCCACAGUAUUCUUGUCAGCAAGUUAAAGAAGUACGGGCUGGAUGAAUGCACUAUAAGGUCCUUUGGUUCUGCCCUUGGUUACGUGAGUCAAUGGAAGCUACACCUGUGUAACUGAGAACACAACUGGACCUUCCUUAUGGAGCAGUGCUUCUGUGCAAUGUUCCACUGGCAGCUGCUACGCUCCAUACCAGCACCCAGUUCAAGACCAGGGCAAGGCGGAAAGGAUUAUGCAUUUGUAGUAGUGCCUGAAGGGCCCAAGCUGAUGUGGGGCCUCCUUGUGCUAAGUGAUUGUGCUAGGCGCUGCACAUACAUAGAAUUGAAGAUUCUCCCUGCCCCAGCAAAUUUACUGGCAUAAAGACAAGAUAGACAACAACAACAACAAAAAGUUAAAGCAGCAUAUGAUGGGGUACACACAUCCCACACUGGAAAGGAAGGGGUUGAAGAUCUGCUCUGAGCCCACCCCACCACACCAGCAAUCCAUGCACAGAAUGGAGACAAAGCUUAAGAAGGGAGCGGAACGGAGGCAGGCAGCCCGUGGAGGUGAGCUGACCUACACUCUGAAGCUCUGCAAAAGGAGUGCUGUGGGAGGCCCAACUACCAGGUCCCCUGAUUAUUGAUGGUCUAGUUGCCCUGCUGAGGGAAGAGGACUCCAGACAUUUGCAAGGUUGGAGACUUUGAUUUAUUUUGUUUACAAGCCUUUGUUUUUCCCUCUUGCAUGGGGAGGAAGUGAUCUGGGCAAGUAGACACCUAGCUUUGGGUCAGAACCCAGGGAAGAGGGUGGGUCUGGGUUCCCCUACCCACCCCUGAUGGGGCGGGAGGCAAAAAAUGUGUCCCUCAUAGUAAAGACUCAGGACUAGGAAAACCCCCAUCCUAGAGAGUCCAGGACUUUGGCUAGAUGAAGCUUGAAGCCCAUUGCUGGGCAUUGCAACUAGGCCUUUGUUGGACUCUUUAUAUACCCUGGAAGCAGUGAACAGAACUUGUGGCCCAGCUGGAGGGCCGAACCACAGAAGGGGACAGACCACCGCAGGGCCAGAAUGGCUAUUAAUGGGGGCAUUAAGACAGAAAAGCACCUGUUGUACCCUCACCCAACCACUAGGCAGUGCCUGUGGGGAACAGACCCCUUCACACAGUACAACCCUUCCUCGAUUACACAGUUAUAUCAGUAUAAAUUAUCAGUGUUGCUAUUGUCAUAUAGAAAUGGUAAUAAGCUAUAUCAAUAUAAACCACCUUUAUACUACUUUAAUUGAUUCCAUGCUAGUAUACUUCCAGUACAAUGUGGUAGGGCACCUCCUUCACCUUGCCGGGUGCAGUGGUUCCCCCUCUGGUGGUGGCAACCUGUGGUAAGUCAUUCCCACUCUGGAGAGUUUUUAUUCCUCACUUAGUGUUUUUAUUCCUCCAUAUUUACAAGGUAGGCCUCAGGGUAGGCCCAAGAGAAAAGUAUAUAACACAGAAAGGGGACUGUCUCCUGCCCCAUGUUGACUUGUUAUGUUGGCCUCUGGUUGCUUCCCCUCUAGGAAGGGGAGCCACCUUCCACUCAGAAGACACCUUUCCCCCUGCUGCUACUUGCCCUUCUGCAAAUUAUCUCCUAUCUCUCCCCCUUCCUGCUCUUGCCAGAAGAGGGCUUUUAAAGGUCACUGGCAGCGCUUAACUGGGCUCAGGUGUCUCUAGUUAACCUGAAGUAACCCUUUUUUAGUUCGCAGGGAAGAGGGCCUUCACCAUUCUAGGACUCGCAUACUGCUUUCCACUGCUGUCUUGGGGGUGUGGAGCUACCGCUGCUGAGCCUAGAGCACCCUCUUCAGCUUUCACCUAGGCCAGCCCCUCCAUGCUAUCUUACUGGCUGGUGGUCCCCCUGGUUGCUGCUGUGCCUUUGGGGGGGCCCUGCUGGCUGCUCCCCAGAGGAGGAGCAAGGGCCCUGCCUCUGCUGUUGAUACCCCCUUGAGGGGUCCCUCCUGGCUGUCUGACUGCUGAUUCUGCUGCGUGGAAGCCUGCUGCUGCCCUAAGGAGGAAGACCUUUACUGCUGGGGAGCAUGCAGGAACGCUGCAGGACACUGUGGAGGGGGCCUACUGUAGGGCUGAGUGACUUUUUCCAUCUUUGCUCUCAUGGUGGUGGUAGCUACUGUUGCUAUGGGGAGAAGGGGGAGUGGCGUGGAGCCCUCUGCCUGGUCUAUCUACCCUUUCCCCACCAGCUACCAUCUGCUUCCAAUCCUCACCCCUCUACUCAGUGGCUUGCCUCGCCCUUCUCCACCAUCUGGGACUAUUACAGCAGCUGCUACAGACUGAGCUCACAAGCACAUGUGGUUGCAUGUGUCUUUCCCCCUCCCCUCCCCUCCUCUGCUGCUUCUGCAGGUGGGCUUCCCCCACCCUCUGCUUUGCCCACCGGCCUUCCCAGCAGCAGUUUACCCCUUGCCCUGGCUGUUUGUCUGUAUGCCUGUCCCUGGGUGUUUGCUAGUUUUGCCUGCCCUGCCCCUUGCAGCUAGCCCCUGUGGGUUUCCUACCUUGGCCCUGGUCUGCUUCUAGUCUCUCCCUUUCUCCCCUCACCUUCCGCUGUCCCCAUCUUGUUCAACUCCCUCACUCCAUGCACCCAUGCCCCCCCCACACAUUUGUGCCCCUUUCUGUUUUAUGUUGAACCCCUAAAGUCCUUGGAGGACCUGGGUGAAUGGGUGGUUUUCACCAUUGUCCUGCCCUUCCUUCCCAAUGCUGCCCUUUUGCCCUCCUUUCUGCCCAGGAGAAGCCCCUUUCAGUGAUCAUCCCUCUCCCUCUAGACUGCAAGGACCUUGCCCUCUGUUACACCCUCUUGUUCCGCCGGUAGGCGCAGAUUCAGCGGCUGGUGGUAGUGUGUGAUGGAGAGGUACUCAAGGAGUCCUUUUUGCAGGGGGUCUGGUACCAGGUGUACUACUUUUUGGAGGAGGCCCAGUGUUACCUCUACUGGGCAACAGGGCACGUCUGGAGGGACUGCCCCCUCGCCCAGCAUGGAGGGAUGCCUGGGACUCCCAAGCCCCAGGAGGGAGCUAGCCUUGUCACUGUCGGUGACCCUGCUUACCCGGCUCCCAUAGUCACCCCUCCUCCUCCCCAGCCUGCCAUUGCCUCUGCUCGGGCCCUGGGGGUGGCUCCCAUGGUGUGCCCAGAUGAGCAGGCGGGCCCUACCUCUGCCACGUGCAGUUCAGUGGGACCCACAGAGGAGAAGGCAGCAGAGCAUGGUAGAAGGCCCACCCCUGGAAGUUUUCCCUUCCCCACACUGUCGUCCACCCCCAUUACCUCCCCAACUCUUGCUACCAUUGCCUUUACCCCCUAGCCCCACCCCUGCUGGCCAGCCCUCUACUAACACCUUGGAGGGCUGGCAAAAGGAAGGCACAGGCUCAGCACCUCCGCCUUUAUGCAGAGGGUGAGGAGGCCCACUGCAAGACCAGAAGGGGGGCCGCUGCUGUCAAGCCUUCCCUCACGUCCCCUGAUAGGGCACAACAACGAGAGCCAGCUGGGGAAGUUGUGGCAGCAACGAGAGGAGGUACUGCCCCACUUCUGGAGUCCAUUCUUGUGGAAGCCUCAGCUGGAGCCCCCACAUCCCUUUGUUAUCUGCCCGCCCCCCAGUCGGCACUGAGGUGUUCUCCUUCCUCAGCUCCUCAUGAGUGCCUAGUCCUGGCCAGGGACUUCAACACCAUCCUUGAAGAGAAGGACCACUCUGGGACCGAGCAGUGCCCGGCUGCCUCGGAGGCCCUCUGGGAGACUGUAGACCAUCCCUCCCUGGUGGACGUGUGGCAUGACCACCAUCCAGACAAUGAGUCUACUUUUACUUAUGUCUGGAUAGAGGCAGACCGGUCGUGCCACUCCCAGUUGGAUCUCAUUUAUUUAUCUCGUCGUCCUCUUUUGCAGGCCCACUCCUGCAGCAGCCGUCUGGUCCUGUUCUUAGACCAUCAUCUGAUGGCUGUGGCAGCCUCUCUGACUUCAGAGCGGUUGGGGCUGGCCUAUUGGCACUUUAACAAUAACCUGCUGGGCAUUGUGGCAUCCUUCCGGGAGUUCUGGCUGGCCUGGCGAGGGCAGAGGUGCGCCUUUCCCUUGGCCCAGUGGUGGUGGGAUGUGGGGAGGUGUGCGCCCGGCUCUUCUGUCGUGACUACGCCUGUGGCACCAGCUGGUGGAGGGCUGUGGUGAUGAAGCAGCUGGAGCAGGAGGUCUUGGAGCUGGAGAGGCAUCUGGCCGCCAGCCCCAGGAAUUUAUCCAUCUGCGGAGUGGCCUUCUAUAACACCAGGGAGAGGAUGUUGGCUGAGGGGGUUCUUUGUGACUGUGGGGCCUAUUUCUGCUCACGUAUCCGGGCAGAGUUCCUCUGGGCAGCAUCUGCUGGCUCCCUUGACACCUUCGAGGAGCAGUGGAUGCUGUCUGGGGUUCUCUGCUCAGUGUCCCUUUCAGGUUCCCUAUUUUUGAUCUUUUGACCCUCACACCUGUUCUUACUUUUUUUUCUGUUGUCCCCAUACUUACUUGUGUCCCAGGCUCAGUGGAUCCUCCCCAUAGGCUGGGGGAGGGUCUUUUAGCUGUGGGCGGGCUUGUGCCCGUCCACUUCCCACAACCCAAUAGGACUACUCUCUUGUAUCUGCCAGGACCGACUUUGUCACAAUAGCUGUAUUGGUUAAAAAAAAAAAAAAAAAAAAUCAUAGCCCUAAUUGACAUAGUUGUACUUGUACAAAAACAGCGUGUGGACAAGCUGUGAUGCUGUAUGAUUAAAAUAUGACCAUUUAUGUCAUUAAUAUUGCCACUGUUUGUACAAGAUUUGUUACAAUUGUCUAAGUAUGUCCAGUAAAGUUUCAAUGGAAAAGUUACAAUCUAUCAAAUAUGAUUAUCCUGUUUGUACACAUGUAUCAUCUUUGUAUCUAGAGUUAUGAAUAUUGACUAUGUACCAGUAUUUCAAAUGUGUGUGCUCCUGGGGGUAACACCAGUUUACAUCCCCGUCUAGCCAGCACAUUGUGAAUGGACCAUUCAAGUUGAUGGCCGAUUAAAUAACACAAUGGGCCAUAGAAGAAGCUUGUUUCCCUCCCCCCCCAGUGAGCCUUCCUCUGGAUGCUUUAGCCAGAAUAUGGGUAAUAGCUGCUUCUAUGAGUCAUAAAAGCAUGCAAGGGCAUGUGACUACUCAUGUGAACCUGGAUGGACUCCAUCUUGUGCCUGUAAUUUUCCACACACUAAGGCUGAGAGCAUUCCAUCCACAUGGAUUGGCAACAGAGUGAUUAUUGGGUAAGAUCUGAGUUAUAUUGACCUGGUUAGGUGGCUGAUCUUUUGAGAUCAGAAGAGCUCUUUGUUUGAUGAAAUUGGUUUUCAGUAACCACUCAUCAGAAAGUCUAGUGUCUGGGUGGUGAAAUAAGGGCUGGAAUGCCUAAGGAAACUGCAUUUUUUUGCUUCUUGUUAACCAGUGUGGUGAGACAGAAGUUUUACUUUUGUUUCUGGCUUGGUAUAUCUAAUAGAAUAAUCACCCAGUUUGGGAUGAAUCUGCCCUAUUUCUCAGCAGUUUGUCCUGAACCUGGAAUCCUCAGCUGUGACCCACUGAGGCACGGUGACACGAGGAUCAACAAACUCAUUUUGAUUACAUGUAUUUGUAAAUUCCUUUGGAGAUAAACAAAUGUAUGUAUCAUAUCCGAGAUCCUCUUGGAAUUAGUUGAGUGGGGUUUUUUGUUAUAAUAAUGCUUAGCAACUCAACAGUGUCUUCCAUCAUAUGAUAUCAAAGAACUCUUGUAAACAUCAAUGAAUAUAGUCUUUCAAUGCUUAUUUACUGUACAAGGGUACAAUAUUAUCAGUAUUAUUCCUUUUAAAGAAGACUGGACAAGCCACUUAUCCUUUUCUGGUCUCAAAGUAAUGUAGGAAGUCUAUGGCAGAGUUGGGAAUAUAACCUAAGUGUCUGGAUUCCCAUUCCUGUGUCUUAAACACAAGACAAUCCUUUUCUCCCCAUUAGCAAUAUCUUUGCACAUUCUGCAUUGAUGUUUGGUGAACACAGUAGAUUCAGUAUAAUUCUUCUGAGACUAGGAAAGCCUGGGGUGAUUUAGCAGUGAUACUUCACCCAGCAUUCAUCUAGCUUUGUUUAGUUUUUGGGUGACUCUCAGCAUCUCUGGGUGACUUUCAGGACAAGCCAGCAGCAAAGUAGUUACUCACAUCUUCCAUAUUUUGUAUGAAGUUUAGCCAGCCCAUAAAGCAGCUCCCUGCAGUGCUCAUCUCCAGAUCUGAAUUGGUAACUUUAAGGUUUAUAAAGAAAGUGUCUGAAUGGGAAAUUCAUUCUUACCAUUAGCAGCAAUUAGAGCUUUCUGGAGGAUGAUAAUUCUAUUUUACAUCAACUUUUGAGGUUUCUAAAUUUGUUUUUGUUCCAAUGUGGAACAAAAUGUUUUACAAAAAUGGAAUUAUAGUGAAAUGUCUGUUUUCAGGUCAAAACCUGACCUUGCUGAUUUCCGGAUGUGAAGAAGUGUGUCACUCUAAAGCCUCAUGGUUAGGGCACUGGCCUAUGAUGUAGGAGAUUCAGAGCAGUUUUUCAUCCCAGAUCACUCUGAAUCACCCAGAGCAGGGUGAUUCACCACAUCCCAGGCCAGUUUCCUAAGCACAAGGCUAUAGCGUGUCAAAGAAUAUUUCUCUCUCCCAUACCUGAGAAACAUUUUGUUGAAACCUAUACAUCUCCAUGGAAUGUUUCAGCUUUGAUGAAAAUGUUUUGUCAAAACAUUCUGACCAGCUCUAGCAGCAACACAGAACUAAUUGCUUUAAAGAAUCUAUUCUCAGUCAAUAUCUAAGGGUAUGUCUACACUAUGGAAUUAGGUCGAAUUUAUAGAAGUCAGUUUUUUAAAAAUCUGUUUUAUAUAUUCGAGUGUGUGUCCCCGCACAGAAAAUGCAUUAAGUGCAUUAACUCAGCGGAGUACUUCCACAGUACCGAGGCUAGAGUUGACUUCUGGAGUGUUGCACUGUGGGUAGCUAUCCCACAGUUCCCACAGUCUCCGCUGCCCAUUGGAAUUCUGGGUUGAGAUCCCAAUGCCUGAUGGGGCUAAAACAUUGUCACGGGUGGUUCUGGGUACAUAUCGUCAGGCCCCCCUUCCCUCCCUCCCUCCGUGAAAGCAAGGGCAGACAAUCGUUUCACGCUGUCAGCGUGGUCACAUGAGUGAUCAGGACACGGACACAGAUUUCUCUGAAAGCAUGGGCCCUGCCAAUGCAUGCAUCAUGGUGCUAAUGGGGCAGGUUCAUGCUGUGGAAUGCCGAUUCUGGGCUCGGGAAACAAGCACAGACUGGUGGGACCCCAUAGUGUUGCAGGUCUGGGACAAUUCCCAGUGGCUGCAAAACUUUCGCAUGUGUAAGGGCACUUUCAUGGAACUUUGUGACUUGCUUUCCCCUGCCCUGAAGCGCAUGAAUACCAAGAUGAGAGCAGCCCUCACAGUUGAGAAGCGAGUGGCGAUAGCCCUAUGGAAACUUGCAAUGCCAGACAGCUACCGGUCAGUUGGGAAUCAAUUUGGAGUGGGCAAAUCUACUGUUGGGGCUGCUCUGAUGCAAGGAGCCCACGCAAUCAAAGAUCUGCUGCUAUCAAGGGUAGUGACCCUGGGAAAUGUGCAGGUCAUAGUGGAUGGCUUUGCUGCAAUGGGAUUCCCUAACUGUGGUGAGGUCAUAGACGGAACCCAUAUUCCUAUCUUGGCACUGGAGCACCAAGCCGCCGAGUACAUAAACCACAAGGGGUACUUUUCAAUAGUGCUGCAAGCUCUGAUGGAUCACAAGGGACGUUUCACCAUCAACGUGGGAUGGCCGGGAAAGGUACAUGACGCUCGCAUCUUCAGGAACUCUGGUCUGUUUCAAAAGCUGCAGGAAGGGACUUUAUUCCCAGACCAGAAAAUAAUUGUUGGGGAUGUUGAAAUGCCUAUAGUUAUCCUUGGGGACCCAGCCUACCCCUUAAUGCCAUGGCUUAUGAAGCCAUACACAGGCAGCCUGGACAGUCGUCAGGAGCUGUUCAACUACAGGCUGAGCAAGUGCAGAAUGGUGGUAGAAUGUGCAUUUGGAUGUUUAAAGGCACGCUGGCGCAGUUUACUGACUCGCUUAGACCUCAGCGAAACCAAUAUUCCCACUGUUAUUACUGCUUGCUGUGUACUCCACAAUAUCUGUGAGAGUAAGGGGGAGUCGUUUAUGGCGAGGUGGGAGGUUGAGGCAAAUCGCCUGGCUGCUGGUUAUGCUCAGCCAGACACCAGGGCGGUUAGAAGAGCACAGGAGGGCGCGGUACGCAUCAGAGAAGCUUUGAAAACCAGUUUCAUGACUGGCCAGGCUACGGUGUGAAAGUUCUCUUUGUUUCUCCUUGAUGAAACCCCCCGCCCCUUGGUUCACUCUACUUCCCUGUAAGCUAACCACCCUCCCCUCCUCCCUUCUAUCACCGCUUGC